CGCCGGCCCUCCCCGCCGCAGCCGCCGCCGGGCCGCGCGUCCGCCGCCAGCCGGCUCAGGCCCCAGCCGCCGCCGCCGCCUCCCCCUCCAUGGCCGCCGCUCUCGCCGGCUGCAUUGUGGGAAGCUGACCUCACUCGCUGCUGCCGCCGCCCCGCCGGCUCCGGCACUCGCCGCCAUGGGGGCCGUGACCGACGAUGAAGUUAUCCGCAAGCGACUGCUGAUCGAUGGCGAUGGUGCUGGUGACGACAGGCGGAUCAAUUUGUUGGUGAAGAGUUUCAUUAAGUGGUGCAAUUCCGGAUCUCAAGAGGAAGGUUACAGCCAGUACCAACGAAUGCUGAGUACUUUAUCACAGUGUGAAUUUUCAAUGGGAAAAACUCUCCUGGUGUACGAUAUGAACCUGAGAGAAAUGGAAAAUUAUGAAAAAAUCUAUAAGGAUAUAGAAAAUAGCAUAGCUGCAGCACAUGAGAAAAUUUCUGAAUGCAAAAAACAAAUCCUGCAAGCAAAAAGGAUUCGAAAAAAUCGCCAGGAAUAUGAUGCAUUGGCCAAAGUCAUACAGCACCAUCCAGAUAGACAUGAAACACUGAAGCAGCUAGAAGCUUUGGGAAAAGAACUGCAACAUCUUUCUCACAUUAAAGAAAAUGUUGAAGAUAAGUUGGAGCUGAGAAGAAAGCAGUUUCAUGUUCUCCUGAGCACCAUUCAUGAACUUCAGCAAACCCUGGAAAAUGAUGAAAAACUUUCAGAAGCUGAAGAAUCUCAAGAAACUCAGAUGGAAACAGAGACCAAACAGUAGAUGUAAUAUGAAGACUGACUGUACUAUUGAAGAAUGUCCCAGUGUCUUCACUUUGUGUUGAAACCAACAGUAAGAGACUGAGCCGAAAAAUAGUUUUCUACUGCUUCUGUGAAUUUUUAUACGAAAACACUUGUUUUGCAUAUGCUUGAGGGGAAAACAGUUACAGAUCUGUGCAGAGAGGCACUUUGCGUUAAUCCACAAACUUUGUAAUUGUGACAAGAAAUACAUUCUGGUUUACAAAGGAUGAAGCUUCUGCACGGUACUUGUGAACUAAGAUGUUUGCAAAACAUUGUCAAUAAAAGGUGUUUCCAGAGAGUUUCCUAUUUCUAGUAGGCAUUGAGCCUUAUAGUAAGGGCUCCUUUUCUUACUUGACAUUGGACUGAGGACAGUGCAUCUUUGCAUGAAUCCCAGCUUCCAUACCCUAGUCCAGAUGGGACCUAAAACUGAACUAAGUAGGGACUUAAUUUUUCAAAGUAGCUGCCAUUUUAGAACUUACCUG
Gymnogyps californianus (California condor) is the source of this 1289-nucleotide messenger RNA. It is a transcript of the gene THOC7, whose product is annotated as THO complex subunit 7. Gene Ontology annotation, cellular component: THO complex part of transcription export complex. The record is from RefSeq and is a predicted model, not a curated record. NCBI's taxonomy places the organism in Eukaryota, Metazoa, Chordata, Aves, Accipitriformes, Cathartidae. The transcript is spliced from 8 exons. Bases 176 to 790 code for a protein of 204 amino acids. Gene Ontology annotation, biological process: mRNA processing; mRNA export from nucleus.